Molecule: messenger RNA, 7076 nt
Organism: Nematostella vectensis (starlet sea anemone)
Lineage: Eukaryota; Metazoa; Cnidaria; Anthozoa; Actiniaria; Edwardsiidae
Exons: 27
Coding region: 1275-7013 (1912 amino acids)
Molecular function (GO): protein binding
Source: RefSeq, a predicted model, not a curated record
AAUUGCUUGGCUUGUCAGUAAUUGAAAAACCGCCUUGGCUUGUCAGUAAUUGAAAAACCGCCUUGGCUUGUCAGUAAAUUGGUAGAGCAGCUUUUGAGCAAAAAGAUAACCUUUUAGAAUGUGAGCAUUACAGUUCAUGUUAACACAAACCCCAAAACCUAUAAACGCAAUGUAGUGUUGUUUCUACUGAUUGGCUGUUGAUGUUUACUGUCUAUCAAAUAGAACGUUCCUUAUCCUAAUUGGCUAGCUUUCUAAACUAUUGGUCUGGCUUGGCUUUUGAUUAUCCCUAGAGUUCAAUGAAAUGAUGGUAAUUCCAAAACUUCACACAGUCAGUGGUGGUACCCAAGCUUUCCAACAGUGCUUAGCGGUUCAUCUCUAAUCCCUCGUCGCUGUUUUUCAAUACAGCAUGUUGGGAGAGUGCCUUACGACAUCAUCAAUAGGUACAUUUGACAAUUAGAUAUAAGAUUUAAACACCACAAAAUCGUGACCCUUUGUGAAAAUUCUGAGCGAAACACAUGUUUCUGUUAACAAACUUGUCGAGAUUUGUUAGGGAGUCAGAACCAAGACUACCCUGGGUACCAGAUCUUCCAGACUUCUCUCGCCCAUUGACGCUCAGCCAACAAAAUGCCGACAAAGGCCGCUGGGUUCACAAGAACCGGGUUGUGCGCGCGCCCUUUUUUCCCUGCCCUUAGACCACGUUUCCGUUUUCGUUUGAAAACGCAAGCUUUUAUUAAGGUUACGAGUACGAGUAUCGUCAACACGUAAACGCGAAAACGAUGACCGAAAACGAAACGAUUUGAGAACGAUAUCCAGAGUAAAACAAUUUGAAAACUAUACCCUUUUGGGGACGGACGAAAAAGGAACCUUUCGAAAACGAUGGUGUGAUAACUCAGGUCCAGUCCACUUGGCGCGCGAGUACGCAUGUGCUGUAGAACUUGUUGUCGUUUUCGUAUCGUUGCUGCGUUUUCGGGGGGACGGGUCGUAUCAAAAUUAAAACUCUUAGUGUGGACGCGGAUCUUUUUGUAAACGAACCAAAAAGGUUGCGUUUUUAAACGAAAACGGAUACGUGGGGACAAGGUCUAGCCAACACGUCUGUCACGUCACGUGUUCGAUUGAUUGUUCGAUUUGGAAUUAGAACAGUCAGUUAUCAGUUUUUCUGUACGCGCGCAGCAUUUCAUCUAACGUAACAAUUGAAUCACCAAACGCACGUGAAAUCUUGAGAAAAAUAGAAGAUUUAGACGUUGAAAUGGGCUGAACAGAGACCAAGGAUCGGAAUGCCUAUGUUCUAUAAACCCAAGAUUAAACCAUGGACGGAAGAGAAGGUUCUAGUUCAGGAAAAGCUCGAAUGUGCAAAGGAGACAGCGAGUAUCACGAUCCCAUACGGCUUACAGCUACAGGAAUCCCUGUGGAACUCUGACAGCCUCAGACUUGCGAUUCGCAUGUGCCUUGGCUCUUCGGUCGAGACAUUCGUCUCCCAUCACGGGGUGGGUAAAAACAAUCACAUCAACGUCUGGACCUUGGCCAAGGACAAUAAGACGGGAGAGAUGGAAGAGAAUCUGAGUAGUCUCACCACCCCUUUAAGGUUUGAGCGUCUGCUGUUUAUCAACAAGCGGUGGUCGUUCGUUGGGUUCUGUAAUGAUCUUACGUUAAGCGUACUCACCACCAAGUUUGCUGUCGUUUCGUCAACAUUCACAGGUCGCACCGUGUUGUGUAUGCUCUACAACGAAAACGCCGACGAACUUGUGACGGGUAUCGCCGGUGCGAUCAUGACGUGGACUUUUCCAAUCAAGCAAACCGACCCGCUUGUUCCUGGGCGGAUUUACAACUGCUCCUUUACACCCGACGACUGGGUUCACUCCCUCAAGUUUGACUCCAUAUCAAGACAGAUUAUUGCCGUGAGUAAUGUGCGAAUUGCGAUCAUCGCAGAGAAAGACUAUCACGUCCGGACCUGCUUCGACAAGAAAAGCGAUUUCCCCUUCACUACAUGUGUGUUCUACCAUCCAGCAAGCUACUUCAUAACCGGAGACAAAAAUGGGACCAUCAGGGCGUGGAGUACGAGUCUGGAUAGUUACCCUCUUGUCACGCAAUUCCUAGGUCACUGUGAUGCCAUCACAAGCCUUCUUAUCCACGACCGUCAACCUCUUCUUGUCUCAAGCUCUCUCGACAAAACAGUCCGUAUCUGGAACUUCGAUACCUUCACUCAGACCUACCGCCUCCAAACCGGCGAGGACAUAGUCGACAUGAGCCUGAUCAGCUCCGAUCAGUUGUUCUAUUACUCGAGACACAACUUGAAAGUGUGGAACCUCAAUCAGUUCCACAGUCUCUUUACUAUGCUCAGCUCUCGCAUCAAGCGCUGUUUUCGAGUAACGUCCCCCGGGUAUCCCGCGAGGAUCGUUGUAGAAGCCGUAGACGGGGGAAUAAGGUUAAUAUCUCCAGUACAUGGCUACGAACUCACCACAAUGCUACCAAUCACCACCCUGAAUACCACAGAGAUCGUCGGCUUUGCGCAUGAUCGCCGCAAAGAGAAACUCUAUGUGCUGCUGAGCUCCAGAGAAGUUCUUGUCUUCGAGAGCGACAAUAAUCCCUGCUGCGCCCAUCAGUUAUGGCGAGCAGAAUGCCCGGAUGAAGGGGUGUGUAGCAUAGCGCUGUUGAAUUCAGAGUUUGCUCUGACCGAGGAAGACUUGGACCUAGAGUGUGGAUUACUCUUUGCUGGGCACUACAACGGACAGAUCUCGCUGCUCGACGGUUUCGGUGUCAGUAUGAAGGAAGUACAAGCUCAUCAGGGACAAGUCAUAUUCCUCGGAUCGUCACACGGACUCAGCACAUCACGUGAUACUAUUGGAUCACGUGACCAUCUUUUGUCCUGCGGCACAGAUUACGUCAUACGGGUGUGGCAGGUGCGUCACGUGAACCAACGUGCAAUAGACAUCGUGUCAAAGUCCAGGAUCAAGCUACUUCAGUUGCCAAGGGAACUAGAGAUGACUGGGAACACCUUGUGUAUGGCGAUGGAGGACCACAAGGUCGUCAUGUGCAGGACGGACUUAGACUGUGGUAGCGCGUAUGGAAAAAAGAAAAAUUUCGAGUUCAUGAUGCACUCUAAGGAUGAAGGGCACACGGCAGCUAUCAACGGGAUAUCAAGUUGCCCUCUUCUUGGCCUUUUCGCUACUUCUAGCGAAGACAUGAGCGUCCGAAUUUGGGACAUGGACAACCAUCUCAUCAGGGAACUCAACUUUGAUGAUACCCUAUGUGGUGUGUGUUUCCUGAACCCCAGGGGAGACCUGUUAGUAGGGUUCCAGUCUCAUAUCAGUCUUGUGACGCUAACUGAUUACCUACCAGCACCAUAUCUGCUUAAGGUGGCAUCUAUGACUUUUAAGGAUGAGCCAAUAGAGAAGCACGUACAGUUUGAUGAUCAUAUCCAGUACUGGUACGACAGCCACCGUGUUCCUACCGUGCCCAUGAACCUAGACAAGAGGCGCCCGAUGCUCUCACCAGACAUUCCUCUAGUCCCUUGGGAGGAGGAGUCUGAUUCUGAUGAAGAAAAGGAAAACGCUCUCGUCAAACCCGAGGACGACGGGCUCAACUGGCUGCGUCGCGCGUCACAGCGCAUGUCCAUGAUGUCUCAAGGGGGCACGUCCAUGUUGUCGCGCAUAUCAAUUAUGCAGAACGCCGCUGACAUGUUGGAUGACAGGUGCACUAGUGUUGGAGGCAGAGCGAGCAGUUUGUUUGAUUCUGCGCUCGGGACGGAGUCACAGAGAUCGGUCUCUGUCAGGAGCCAUCACGCGGUUGAUCAUUUGACCAAUCACAGAGAGCUUCAAAAGUCACGUGAGGAAGAGAAAGCCGCGUGUCGGCCACCGUUAUACUGGCCAUGCGCACCGGAUUGCUUCAUCCCGAACUCUGUAGUGCGCAAACUCGUGAAAGUACGGAAACCACCCGAGUAUCUAAUCCCGAAGAUAAUACGACCAGUGAAGGAGAAAAAGAAAAAGAGGAAGAACAGAGAGGACGACCCAUUCGAAGCUAUUGACGUGCGUGACGAAUCCGCCCUUCGUUGGAAGAAGAGAACCAUACCUCAGAAAAGAGAUAAAAGAGUACCCCCAAAAAUCAGCAUAGAUGAGACAGGCGAGAAACCCACCAACAAAGCCUUCACAAAACCUGUCUACUCCUCAAAAUUUGCGGAGCUUAGAGCAAGACGUCGCACUAACGCUACGGGGCAGGCGAUAUUUGAAGAGAUGUCAGAUAAGGAAGAAGAAGAAGAGGAACAAGAACCGAAGCUUGGUUACGGCGAGAGGGACUUGAACUUUCAUUCAACACCGGAAGGACCAGAGACAGAGACGGAACCGGAAGGCACGCCGGAGCCUAAACAGUUGCAGCCGAGACCCGUUAAGCUCCGUAGGCCAAGACCCGUGGAAGGGUCGGAAGUUCUCAAGUCGAUUGUCGUAAAGGACUGGUACCCACGCACGAUGGAGGGCGUUUUGAAAGCGGAAGAUGUCCUCAAUGACAUUAGCGGAGUUAUGAUUCGAUGUAGCUCAGAUGUUUUCACUGAUCUAUGCAAUGACAUCGUUAGGGUUAACAAUGAGCUUGGCCUUCCCAGAGUGCAGCGCUCGCUGAUUUACGACCUUCUUAUCAAGAAUACACUCAACGAGAGCGCAGCCAUCCGCCGGCAGGCCGUCAGGACACUAGCCAGGCUCUACGUGACAUCCAAGGAUGCGGCGCUGUCCAUGAUUCGCAGGCUCAUUGAUGCGAGUCCGGAGGUUGUUGAUGAAACUAAAGAAGCGCUGCGUACACUAUUUGGUGUGAACGACAUGGAGGGCCUCUCAAACCUGCUGAUGAGUCUCGGCGUGGUGAGCAUGUAUCUGCCAAGUCGUGAUAACGUCAUCCUGACGGAACUUGCCGAGCGCCUAGGGCGCGCAAAACAGCAUGGAAUGGACUACAGUGGGGACAUCGACUGGGAGUCCAUGGAUACUAGCCCUGUCAUGGCAAAACCCGCACGGACUAAACGGACCCGGCGUCUACCCGCGGUCGCCCGAAGACGCAGCUUUCCCGAUCGACGCCCACCUUUUCUGCUCGACCGCGCCUCGCCCAGUGACUACGGCGCGUUCCGCGACGAGCUCAAGCAGAGUCGACUCGGUUGCAAAUUGCUGCAACAACUUGGACCAAUCAGCAGCAAAAUCUCCUCGGAGUUUGGCAAAUCCCCAGGGAGUACCCCAGAUGACAUGGGGGAUUCUUUACGAGUAAAGGGUAAGAAGCUGGGCAGUCUUGACUUUCCACAAGACUCAGGCUUCGCGAGGGACUUGUCUCCUCCAGACACUCCAAAAGAGCCUGCAAGCCCUGUCGCCCUGCCACCAUUGGUCGGUAGGCGUGCCAGCAGACUGCAAAGCAUGCUAGUAGUCUCAGGGGUGGGACGAGCCAAUGAACACAAGCCACCAAGCUAUGACGUCACACCAGUUCUUUCCUCGGCUUCCAUCGUAUCUACCACAACGGCACCCCAAGAAUCCUCUCGAGUGGAGAAAAAAGAACCAGAGAGGCGCAAGUUUUCUGAGAUUUCACAGAGCUUUUCAUUUGAGGAUGUCAUAGAUGCCCUUGACCAGGACGGUGACUCGCAUCUCGGCCGGGCUUUCGUCAUGGCAAUGCUAAAUCUGAAGAGGACGGAUUCAUUUGCUAAAAUUGGUGGCAAGGAGGGGGGUGGCCCGCUCAAAGAAAUUUUUAACCUUGAGAAUUUUCUGAAGAUAUUUGCAUUGAUUCCAUCGCUACUAAACAAGGGUGCGACCGUUCAGGAAGCUUUCGACAAAGUCAUACACCGCAGAGUGGACGAGAUUUCUUCAGACAAACCUCUAAUGGUCAAAGGCGUCUUCCCAUUGGCUAUCAAAGACAUCAUCACGCUGUUGCCUAGCAAUGAUGAAAAGACGGCAAUCAUCAAAGAGAAAAUUGAGGGGAGUUUACAAGAAAUGGAAGGUUGUGGAAUAGGAGUUCGGGCGGAUCAAGGGUUUGAGGAAAAGUUUAUUGAUGUUGAUAAGAUGUUAGAGAUAUUUGCCUUAUUCGAAAGUCUUGAUGAUCAAAAAAAGAUAUUCAAGAAAGUUGUUGCCAAGUUAAUGGGUUCAGUGAACCGGAUGGAUAGGUUGAGACACUUGAGAAGAACGGGAAAGAAGGAGAAGAGCAAAAUGGGAAUGUCUUUGUCGUCACCUGGUCGGUUACAAAAGUUAUCGGAGAGUUCCAAUGUCGUGUACCCUGGUAUGAAGGAUGACGAUGAAUAUGAGGAGCGAGAGGAUCGAUUUGUUCUUCUCAGCACUCCGGUCCGCAAGAACCUUGUACCGGGGAUAUGCGGAGAAAGACUUGUCCACUCACUGAACAUAAGGCAUCCCCGUCCCUACCCCUCGAGGGAGAUCGAGAGCGCCACGUCGGAGCAAAUAAUAGGGACACUUCCGCAUAGACUAUCAUUUCACACAGGUUCUCGCGAUUGGGGACAAACCUCGUAUGGAAUUAUGGAUGUCACGUGGACAACACGUGGUCCCCGCUACGCCAUCGAUGCGCCUGGAGUGCAAAGUAGUAUAUCAUACAUGUCGGCUGGUCACGUGACCGACCAUCAACCACCAAUUACCACGUGUCACGAUAUUUGCUUCAACGAAUACGCCAGAAAAACCGGAAAAACCGGAAAUAUCGCCCCUAUCUUCCGAGAGCGCCUGAAAUCAAUCACAGAAGUGCUUCCAGUCGGUACGUGGCAGAACUUCGGGGAUGCCACAGGAAGCCCAAGCACCCCAGCCGCAUUGUACUCUAAUCCUACAAGCCUCCUGACUGGGCGUGAUCAGUGGUACGUACGGGAUGCCUGUGUGUCUCCUUCAGAGAACAUAUCAACUAACUACGGAUCCCCGAAGCUGCCCAGAAUCGUGGAAACGAGGCAACGCGGUGACGUCACACCAAGCCCACUUGAACUGUCACGUGGUAUAUCACGUGAGCGACUGCUGACGAAGCUUGAUCGUAUGCAGUUACCUAGAGUUUGUAAUGCACGAGAAGAAAAAUGAAAAAUGUGAGGAAAGAUCGUAGGGAUAUUCAGUUUAAAAUGAAAUAAAAUCACACCAACAAUA